Molecule: messenger RNA, 550 nt
Organism: Belonocnema kinseyi
Lineage: Eukaryota; Metazoa; Arthropoda; Insecta; Hymenoptera; Cynipidae
Exons: 5
Coding region: 80-454 (124 amino acids)
Molecular function (GO): protein binding
Source: RefSeq, a predicted model, not a curated record
UUCCUCAUGAGUCACUUACAAGGUACCUGUAUACCUUGAAGAUUAAUUAGUUAAUUUCUUUUUUUUUUUAGUUACCAAAAUGACCAGAAUACUCACUUUAUGUUUCGUUCUAACUAUUUCUUCUUCAAGACUGAAUUUCUCAGCAGCCCAAGUGCAGAUUUCUCAUUCACGCUUACCUAAUGGGUUUUCUGGGUCAGAAGAUUUUGCUUAUGAAGGCGUUCUUAAUGAUGGAUCUGCACCAAUUGCACCUUUGUUUAGGACAACAUCCACAACUACAAUUUUACCAACAAUUAAAAAAUGCAUUGAUAAUUGUUUAGCCUCUGCAACAAUAAUUGACAACCGCCCAGUAUGUGGAUCCGACUCCGUUACCUAUGAUAAUCACCAACAUUUUGAUUGCACUCUAUCGUGCGGAAAAAAUGGGAUUCAAAAAGUGUAUACUGACAGGUGCUCCUAAUUUGUUUUUGAUUCCAUACCUAAAUUUAUGGAUAUUCGCAUUAUCAACUCAUCAAAUUUAUAAAUAAAAUCGAAUGUAUUUAUAAUGUACUAUACA